AUGAGUGAAAUCAUUCCUCCCACUCCAGUUUCUAAGAUAAACAAAGACGAGGGUCCUGCUAAUAGGAGAAUCUCUUUAACAGACCCAGCACCACAGCCUUCAGUUGAUUUAACAGAUGAAGCUAUCUCUUCCGUCUUGAAAUCUGAUUACUCUCUAGAUGCUUUGUCCAAAAGAUUGAAGCAAUCCACUGAAACCUGCGAAGAAUUUGCAAGGUAUUUGAGCAGAAAAGCCAACUCUAAGUCAGACAAUUACACCCACCUAAAAAAGCUAUCUAGAUCAACUAAUGAAACAAUGAAGAAAAACACAUCCAACAAGUUGAUUAAAGAUGAUUCUUUUGUUAAGCAAUUUUCGGCUAUCCUAUCCAUCGAGGAAAAGUUACUUGGAUUUGGCAAUUCUUAUGUGCAGUCUGUGAUUAGAAUUUCCGAUGAUUUGAAUUAUUUGAAAGAAUCAAUAAAAGAGAGAAGGAAAUCAAUCAAAGAUGAAGCUAGGAAGCGUGAACAGGAAUGCCUUGAAGCCAUUCAAUUAGCAGAGAAAGCAAAAAUAAAGUACAAUAGCUUGUGUAAAAAUCUUGAAAAGGUCAGAACUACAAGUCCAAACAGAACAAAAUUUACUAUCAAAGGUGCAAAGACAACACUUCAACAAGAGGAAGAAUUAUCUUCCAAAAUUUCAACUGCUGAAACUGACUACAGAUCCAAGUCUGAAGCAUCGCAGUCAAUUAAAAAGAAGCUAGUGGAGGUUUACCGUCCAAAUUAUUCUGCUCAACUUAGAGACUUGAUUUUAGAAAUUGAUAUUUCAUUAUCCUUAAAAUUGCAAGAAUAUACCAACUUUGAAGAAUCUUUACUAAUGCAUCUUGCAGUCACUAUUUCUCCGGCUUCAAUUGACUCUAAAAAGCCUUCUAUUAAGAACAUUGCAUCGUCUGUCAAUGUAGAAAAGGACUUAUAUGACUAUCUAAUGGGUUUUCAUAGAAAAACACCGAAAAAAGAAUAUAUACCAAUUCAAUACAAACUACAUCCUUCAUUUCAAAAUUCCCAAGCCAACUAUAACGCAAAUUUUAAUUUAAGUAUCAACUCAGGUCUUAGCUUUAGUACAACUGGGGGAAAUAACUUUGGGACUGCUAGUAACGAAGGACUCACAUCAACCUCCACAAUAACGCCAGAUUUCACUCAGUCUGUAGUCUCAACAUCUUAUAUUCCCACCAGAACUAAUCGGGGGUUUUCUAGUCUUGGAUUAAGUGUUGCGCCUUUACCAGGUAUCAUCAUACCACCAGUCAAAUUGAAAACAUUUGGAAAUGAUAUUGACACAUUAAUAAGGUUUCAAGGGGAAGAAAACUUUGUGCCCUACAUUGUUAAAUAUUGUAUCAGUUUGAUAGAUCUCUAUGGGCUAGACACUGAAGGCAUUUAUAGAACCAGUGGGAACCAACUUAAACUUCAAGAGUUAAAGGAAUCGAUUGACUCAAAUCCAAAUAAUAUAAUUCAAAUAAUUCCUUCAAACAAUUCUGCUUCUGAUGGUGAGAUAUACUUAAUUGCAAGCUUGUUGAAAGCAUAUUUUAUUUCCUUGCCUGAACCAUUAUUGAGCAAUGAACUAUAUCCCGAGUUUAUUGCUGCAGCAAGGUUACCAGCUGAAUCGAGAGUUAAAAAGCUUCAUCAAACUGUUUAUGCUUUGCCUGAUGGGCCAUAUUGGACUUUGAGAUCAUUACUAUUUCAUUUUAGAAGAGUUUCGCAAAGGCAAGAUAUUAAUCGAAUGUCUGCCAGUAAUCUUGGUAUCAUUUGGGGCCCCACGCUUUUAUCCUUUGCAAUUACAAAUCCAGAUGAAAAAAGUUAUCAAAGUAAAGUCAUUGAAUAUUUAAUGCUAGCAGCAGAUGAAAUAUUCGAGGCAGAAUGA
This is a messenger RNA of Ascoidea rubescens DSM 1968, 1881 nucleotides long. RefSeq names its product GTPase-activating protein RGD1 (gene RGD1). The transcript has 2 exons. Gene Ontology annotation, biological process: signal transduction; regulation of GTPase activity. Bases 1 to 1881 code for a protein of 626 amino acids. NCBI's taxonomy places the organism in Eukaryota, Fungi, Ascomycota, Saccharomycetes, Ascoideales, Ascoideaceae. The record is from RefSeq and is a predicted model, not a curated record. Gene Ontology annotation, cellular component: cytoplasm.